Molecule: messenger RNA, 2334 nt
Organism: Colletotrichum lupini
Lineage: Eukaryota; Fungi; Ascomycota; Sordariomycetes; Glomerellales; Glomerellaceae
Product: beta-xylosidase
Exons: 10
Coding region: 1-2334 (777 amino acids)
Biological process (GO): carbohydrate metabolic process
Molecular function (GO): carbon-sulfur lyase activity; hydrolase activity, hydrolyzing O-glycosyl compounds
Source: RefSeq, a predicted model, not a curated record
AUGGCCGGUCAGACGCCAACGAAUAUCACCGGCGGCUGCCUCUGCGGCUCGGUCAAGUACACCGUUGCCGGCGGAUUCGGAUUCGGAGUUGUCUGCCACUGCAACAGCUGCCGCAAAUUUACGGGUUCGUCCUUUGGCGCGAACAGCUUAGUAGAGACAAAGAACCUCACCGUCGAAGACCCGGAGAAGAAGAUCAAGGUCUACAAGGCUGGGACGUCCAACUCGGGCAACUCGCUGGAGCGCUCUUUCUGCGGCGCCUGCGGCUCUUCGCUGUUCGUCGUCAGCGAAAAGGAUCCCGGCCGGAUCGCCGUCACGUCCGGGACGAUGGAUGACGUGCAGGGCGUGGAGGGGGAUGGCGUCGAGCUGUGGAAGCCAAAACUGGAGUUCUUCUGUAUUCGCAAGGCGAAGUGGUUGACGACUGUUGGAACUGCGCAAAAAGAUACGAUCUUCGUCCAGGCCGUCCCGUUCUAUCUCGUGACUCAGAUGCAAUUCGGAGACGGAGAAGGAAAGAUAUCUGCCCCCGCUCGGAAGGCUGCGGCGGCGAUGGACUCCACCUGCAAACCGAGCUCGACCGCCGGCGACAACCAACGAGGACUAACAAGGACCAACGAGCUGUUGUUUGGAAGGCUUCCAAACAUACCAUCAGAGAUCAUCAAAAUGACCUCUCAUGAAGAUGGACCAAUCUUCCUCAACCCCAUAAUCCCGGGCUUCAAUCCAGACCCAACAAUCUGCGUAGUUCCGGCAACAGACUCAACCCCGACGACGUAUUUCCUAUCUACUUCCACCUUUGAAUACUUCCCAGGCUGUGCUAUAUACACCUCAACGGAUCUCAUCAACUGGAAGCUCAUCGGGCACGCACUCACCCGCAGAAGCCAGGUCGAGCUGAGAACCGUCGAGCCAGGCGCCGGAAGUUGGGCGAGCACGCUGCGCUAUCGGCCUCAGGAGAAGCGCUGGUAUCUCGCCAACGGGCUCUUUCAGAGAUAUCGACCCACGAAUGAUGAGCGCAUCUUCCCUAGGGGAUUCUAUGUUUGGACAGAUAAUAUCUGGGAUGAAAACUCCUGGUCAGAUCCCGUAUACUUUGACAAUCCCGGAUUUGAUCAAGAUCUCUUCUGGGACGACGACGGAAAGGUCUAUCUCUCAACAACAGUCCGCAUGGGAAAGCGAACCCCAGGCCUCAAACUAAAAGACUUUGCCAUUCACAUUUCAGAAAUCGACAUUUCUACAGGUAGGACCCUCACCCCGCCGCAAGUGAUCCGUGAGUCCCCACACGGAAUCGCAGAAGGAUCACACAUCAUCCGCCGGGGAGAGUACUACUACCUCUUUACCGCCGAAGGCGGCACAGAAGCCGGCCACCAAGAGUGGGUUUUCAGAAGUCAGACGGGGCCAUACGGGCCGUGGGAGGGGCAGGGUAAGGCUCUGUGGUAUAACGGGCCCGAGGAGGAGGUGCAAAGGACCGGCCACUGCGAUGUCUUUCAUGAUGGCAAUGGCAAUUGGUGGGCCGUGCUACUUGGUGUCAGGCCUGUGAAGGCUGGGGAUAAAUAUCUUGAGCCGCAGAUGGGUCGAGAGACGUUUCUGGUGCAGGUUGACUGGGUGGAUGAUUGGCCCGUCUUCAAUAAGGGUCGCAAUAUCGCACUCCAGACCGUUGGCAGGGAAGCGAUUGAGAAGGCCGCCGUCCCUGAUGCUGACGGAGUCAAGUGGAAGGCAGACCUGUCCAGAUCAUCCCUGGAAAUUGGCUGGUAUCACAAGAAUACGCCUAUCAAGCCCUGCCAUAGCCUGACAGAACGUCCCGGCUACCUGAGGCUCUACGGGAACUGCUUUGAUCUCGAUAGUCCCGAAUCGCCGGCGAUGAUUUUGAGGAAGCAGACUUCAUAUAGCGAGACCUUCAAAGCUACAAUGCUCUUCAAACCCAGUCGGGUAGGGUACGAAUCUGGCGUUACCAUAUGGUGGAGUCAGUACUCCUACGCCACCAUUGGCAUUGGCGCAGUUCAACCACAAGAUGGAGGACCCGCCGUCCCGACAAUCAUCACGAGGGAGCCUACGGGCAAGGUCAACAAGCUCAAGGUGGCACACCCCCUGCUGGAUUCUGCAAUACCCGCCCUUAAUUUAGAUCAGCCGGUAAAGCUGUCCAUCACGGCGAGGUCCUCCGACUAUGAGAUGAGUCUCUCGGUCGAUGGGAUUACGACGACCAGGAUAUUCAAGUCGGAGGCAUUGACUGUCUUUCCUCCCGUAGGAGGUGCUUUCUGUGGCGUCAUGUACGGGAUUUACUCAUUCGGGCAGAGUGAACCGGUGCUGGAUCCUUCAGAUUUCACGGACAUUGAGAUUCUAGAAAUUUGA